AUGAUUCUUAAAAAUUUAUUUAAAAGAAAACCAAUUUUAUACUCCUUACCUUUUUUAAUUUCUUACCCUUAGUUUAGUAAUUACGCUAAAACUUAAUAGAAACAUUAGAAUUAAGAAGAAUAAUUAAAGAAUUUAUGGGAUGGUGAUGAUGAAUUUUAGAAGGAAUGGUAUAGCAAAGGUAACUAGUAUUGGUAAACUUGCGAAAGUAAUUACGAUGGAGUGAUGGGAGGCUAUGGACAUUUGAAUGAUUUAGAUAUUAAAUUUAGUAGAUAUUUCUUAUAAUAGCUUUAAGAGAAAUUUCCUUAAUUGAGUUAAAAUUUCAACAGAGCGCUAGACUGUGGAGCUGGAAUUGGGAGAGUUACUAAAGAAUUACUUAUGAAUGUAUUUUAAAAAGUUGAUCUGCUAGAAUAAUGUGAUAAAUACAUUUUUGAAGCUAAGAAUUAGCUGAAAUAGUAUCCAAACGUUGAAGAUUUUUAUUAAAUGGGUUUAUAAGAAUUUUAAUUUUAAAAGCAGUAUGAUUGUAUUUGGAUUUAAUGGGUUUCAAAUUAAAUAAAAGAUGAUGAUUAUGUCAGAUUUUUAUAAAAAUGCUCAAACUCACUAAGCUAAGAUGGAUUUAUUAUUGUAAAAGAAAAUAUCAGUGAAGAAGGGUUUAUUCUUGACUCUUAAGAUUAUUCUAUUACUAGAUCUGAUUCUAUGUACAAACAGCUAUUCAGUAAAGCAAAUUUAGAUAUUAUUCUAGAAAAGAAAUAACCUGAAUUUCCUGAUGAGUUAUUUGAUGUUAAAAUGUAUGCAUUAAAAAGAAUUUCUGAAAAUAAAAAUAGUAUCUAAUAGUGA
This is a messenger RNA of Tetrahymena thermophila SB210, 834 nucleotides long. Its product is annotated as AdoMet-dependent proline di-methyltransferase. Gene Ontology annotation, biological process: N-terminal protein amino acid methylation. Gene Ontology annotation, cellular component: cytoplasm. Gene Ontology annotation, molecular function: methyltransferase activity. The record is from RefSeq and is a predicted model, not a curated record. The transcript has a single exon. NCBI's taxonomy places the organism in Eukaryota, Ciliophora, Oligohymenophorea, Hymenostomatida, Tetrahymenidae.